GGGCCAACAGUGGUCAUGGAACUACAACACACAGCAAUAAACCCCCCAAAACACCUGCACCAAUAUAUCGACAUGCUGCCCCGUCUGGACCUUGGCCAUGGAUGGACCUCGAGUCGGAGACCGCUUUAGAGACGGAACCUGUUUCCCCAUCAAGGCAGUCAGUGGAACCUCCGGAGUGGAGGGGAUAUCCUCAAAGCUUGUUUGGAAACUGGGUCGCCGAUCGAGUUUCACGGUGUAAGAUGGUCGAAAAUUGCUCCAAGGAAUCUCGAGAGAAAUGCAGGAUCUAUUAUGUCGAUGUGCUUGACACUGGAAAAUUCAAGUCGGCUAAGGAUACCGAUCCACCUAUUGAUGUCGAUGAACGCGCUUUAAGUGAACUUUGGGAUCAGUUGCAGACCGAGCCGACGGGUCUUCGUCUCAGGGUGUUGCUCGUCGACAAUAUGAAACACCCCGUACUUCAGAUGCUAGGAACAAGGUACAACAUAGAACCAUUCUUUUUCACAUCCUCAUCAAACUGGAUUCCUUCUCGAUACCAAGAAGAAGUUAACAAGCAAAAAGGAGAUCACAUUACGGUUACGCUUUUGUUCGUACGCACGGCACCAUGGGAAAAGACAGCAGCGUCCUCGCAGAACAAGCACAUUUCCGACGGUGAGGGAGCUAUAGACACACAGGAGUCAUUACCUCUUCGCUCUGUCGUCUCGUCAGUGGAAAAGUAUCUUCUUCAAGACCUUCUCGCUCUGCAUAUGAUAAGGUCAUCUGAGCCUAGUGGCAGUACUAUCAUAUCUUACCACCCAAGUGCUCAUUGGAAAAGGACGACCGCUGAGCAAUUGAAACGUCUAGUUCACAAAGUGGGAGAGAGCGUAUAUUGGCAGAAGAUAUUCGAACAGUCCAAAGAUCCAACAUUUGUCUUCUUGGCCAUCCUUUGGUAUGCACUUUACGCCUGGGACGAAUCCUUGGACCAUCUGUACACCCACAUCAACUGGCUGGAAACAAACGUGCUAUUGACAAAUGAUAGCCACCUCACGACUGAGUUGCACACAAUCCAGGCUCAACUCUUCCAUUAUACUUCACUUCUCGAGGAUUUCCGAAAAUCUGUGAAUUUUGUUAGGAGCACCCCGAGUCCUGUUCUGGAGUCCCACGAAUUCACCGAGCAGGCAAGAAGUGACACGCAUAAACUGAUGCAGAAGGAAUGCGACAAUCUACUUUCGGAAAUUGACAGGCUGGGCUUUCAGUUGAAAAACAUCAUAGACCUGGUUUAUUUCAUUUCUAUCCUAGAUUCGACGAUCGUUAAUUUCAAUGUCCAGGCUAAAGCGACUGUGAACUUUGUUGAUAGUCGACGGAUGCAAGAACUGACGAAAGCAACAGUCCGUGAUUCAGCCGCUAUGAAACAGAUUUCCUACCUGACAAUGAUUUUCCUCCCUGCCAGCUUCAUUGCGUCGGUGUUUGGAAUGAAUGUCAGGGAAAUUAUCGGCGGUGCCACGGAAACCAUCGGCCAUUACGCGAUAGUUUCUGUUGCAUUUACCGUGGUCACUGCAUGGCUCGUAGUCGCAUUCCAAACUCACUCGCCGUUCCACGAGCAAGGGACUGGAUUUUGGCGACGGCUCGCGUGGCCGUUUUUAUAUGUCACGAGACCUACAGGCCUCCGACAGUCGCUCAGAAGUCAGCCCAUUGGAGAUAUGUAGGCAGACUCUCUAAAUCAGACACCUUUCUUCAUCUAUAUCAGCUCGCACAGAAUAAUGACUUAACGAUCAUGAGACGAACCGCAUCGUUUUUAGAUGUAGACUUGUUGCUUUCUUUCACGACUUGUACUGACUCAUUGCUUACAUGUUAUUACAUAUUAGUAAUAAGCACGAUGCCGAUUAGCAACCGGCUGUUAUUAGUUAACGAAGCAUUUCCUUUGAC
Molecule: messenger RNA, 1899 nt
Organism: Suillus paluster
Lineage: Eukaryota; Fungi; Basidiomycota; Agaricomycetes; Boletales; Suillaceae
Product: cora-like Mg2+ transporter protein-domain-containing protein
Exons: 10
Coding region: 102-1679 (525 amino acids)
Biological process (GO): transmembrane transport; metal ion transport
Cellular component (GO): membrane
Molecular function (GO): cobalt ion binding; magnesium ion binding; magnesium ion transmembrane transporter activity
Source: RefSeq, a predicted model, not a curated record